CUCGCAUUGGCCCAUUCGGCAUGACUGGUUGGUUAGGUACAACCGAUUCGUAUGCCAAUGAGAGAAUCUACAGUACUCGCUUACUCUGGUAGUGGUGGAUCAGACAGGUACGUGAGUGAAAAGGAGAGGAGUCAUGCCUGAGGUAACUAGGUACGUUACCUUCCCUACGUGCGUAGGUGCCUGGGUGCCUAAUCCACCAUGGUUCCACAAGGACUGACCUGUGCCGGCCGGUGAGUGCAAUGCGGUGGAAAACUGUUAUGCUGGUAGGUAAGGUAAGGGAAGGUAGAUGUUAUGAUUGAUAUCCUUUUCUUUUCCAUUCUUGUGGUAUAUCAUUUCAUCUGUCUCCCCUUUGAGUUGUACAUAUAUCUAUGUGUAUUGUGCACGAGACAUUCCCUCGCGUUCAGUUUGUGGAGAUACCUAUAUGAAACCAAACCACUGGCGCACUAUUGGAAUGUAAAGAUCAUAAGGAGACAACAGCCUAGAUCUAGACAAAGAAGAUACUCUUCCACUUCCUCUCGAGGACAGUCAGGACAAUCACAUACCAGUACCACUACUGCUGGCAGUGGCAGUCUUAGACACACAUACCAAAAUCCAAGUCCACAACUUCUUCCAACAACCUGAACCAGCUCUUUUUUCGACAUCAUCACAUCCACACCAUUCUCCCCUUGGACAAAGACGACCACGAUUGCCAGAAGGAGAAGUACCAGGACAGCGAGAAGUCCCUGAAGAACUGCAACCCUUUCCUAGUUCUCAUAUAGCCGCCUCCGGGCCAGGCCACGUUACAGGGUAUCCUUAUACUUAUCCUUGGAACACCAACAACAGCAACUACCACAUGAGCAUGUCAUCGUCCACGAGGCCAGAUCCCCAAGAAGACAGAAGAAGCCAGAAAAUCAAAACCCAACCGUCGUCGUCGCUGCAGAGACCAUCACAUUCACCUAGAAAAGGACAGAGGGCACGUCAGGCCUCUGGUACCGGUGGCGAUGAUGAAGGAGAUUCCAGACUUCAAUUCACAACAGGGGAGGCGGCUCAAGCUCAAGCCUUCUUUGUGCAAGUGCACGAAAGGCAAAGGGAAACACCCAGAUCAACAACAACGUCGUCCUCGACGACAAUCGACAGCCGGCGAGUCGGAGUCGGACCUGAAACAAUCGGGGCAGAAACCCAAGAAGCAAAUAUCAUGAGUCAUACCAGUCACAGCCAUACUAGUGCAACCGGCAACACAUCCGUGUCUCCUCCUCGUGGCUCAAAAGAAACGGAAAAUGAAGGGCCUGGGAGAAGCGGAGGCGGAGCUGGAACGGCCACAGGCAGCGGCAGCGGCAGCCCAAGCGGCAGUGGCAGUGGAAGCGGUCCUUCGCGACUCGUUUCUGGAGUGUUUGUGAGAUAUUGAGUCGAAAGAAGCCGAAAGACUGCCGUGCGGUGCGCACCAGAGGUCUUGGUGUUGAGGUGUCCGUCCGCAUCAUGAUACCAAGUGGUGAGCUUGAUCCGAGUCCUCUUUACCUUACCUACAUGUACACAUUGACAAGUGUACUGUACAACAUCUCCGCUUUGAUUCGAUUGUGUCGGAUAUUUUCGGCGCCUAUAACACGGAUAGGCGAUCGAUCUCAUCUCAGUCUUGGCUGGCCAUUACUACACAGCAUGAAAACCGCAUAAAAUAUAAAUGAGAUCACAAAAAAGUCAACAUGAUGAGUCUGACUGACAUUCAACUUGUUGGUGGGGAUGUAUCUUUGAUUCGUAAACUAGUACUUGAAUCUCCCCGCCUCUCGUCUGAUCUUUUGAAAAGCUCCGAAACAUUAUGUACAAAUUGAAAGAAGCACGCAGUUAGCUUCAAAGUCAGCUUGUCGAAGCAAAAAUGGAUCAGGGCGACCUUGUCAACAACACAUGGUAUCGUCUCCUGUGCUCACAUCAUCGGAUCACCUGCAACGGUUCGCAUGGAACGGCUCGCGCCUAGUCUAAUUCUUCGUUUCGGUCAUUUCUAAAAUUUCGGUAAAGGAAACGUCAUGCCAUGUCCUGCCUCAUCUGGUGGGCGGAGGAGGACUCUGACCGCCGUUGUUUUGCAGUGUUCUCUUCAUCUCGGGCAUGCCAGGGACGGGUACUCGAGGAACUUGCUGCUGUUGCUGAUGUUGUUGCUGAGAGGCAUAGGCCUGUUGAGAAAAGGCAUUGCCUGGCACAUAACGACUCCUGCUUGAGCCAGCAUCCUCUUCUUGCUCUUCAGGUCCGGGGCCACUGGUUGAUGCUUGAUAAUAGUUAAGAGGCGCCACAGAAGGCCAUCCUUGCUGCUGCUGCAUCUGCUGAGAACCAGUAGGUCGGAUUGUUGAGUCCUCAAAGUAAUCGACUCGGCUGGGUGCAGACCCGUCAACCUGCUCUGGCGGCGAAGAAUCAGGGACCGUUGGGAUAGUGCGCGAUCCCAUUCGGGUCACGGCACUGUCUGUCAAAGACAAACCAGUAUGUCCCGCUGCCCGACGCCGACCUGUGGUCGAUUCGCGUCGAAGGAUAUUCCGGACUUCCUCGAGCUCGUUCGAACGUUGCUUGCUCAUGGCAACCUCUCGUUCGCGGUCAUGGGUUUCUUCCGGAUCCACGGCAACAUUGCGUCGGAUCAGGUGGUCCACUGCUGCAGCCUCUUUCGUCUCCGCUCCGCUUGAAGAGCCUUGCGCUUCGGUCGAAGGGGACUGAACGUUUUGGGCUUGGGUAUCUGCCUUGUGAUGGGGCAAUAGCGGAACCAGUCUGCUCUUGUCUUUCUCUUCCUCAAAAGCAGCCUUGUUCUUCUUCGCCUCCUCAUCGCUGAUGGCCACCGAGUAUGUUGGGUUUGCGGGAUCGCCAGCAGCAGGAGCACCGCCACCAGGUCCGUAGAUAGGGAUCUUCCGCAAAGCCAGGACCAACGCACACAUGAACUUGCUUCUCCGGGCGGCCCGAACGGCCUCGUUGGCCCAAUUGGACUUGUGCCGGAUUUCGAGCGUCAGCUCCAUCUUGUCCAUCUCAGCCAGGCCAGUAACUUCAAUAUCGAGAUCGGGUUGGUAGUCACGUGCAUUGUCCUUGUCCCUGACAAAGUUGGUCAUUUCCUUCUUCAAGAGAUCGAGAUCCUCAAAAGUAGUAUCGAAGCUGACAUAGAGCUUGAUCCUCUCGCGCAUCGCUUUGCUACGCGAAACGUUGUCGAUCCACUGCGUGUUCAAAACAUUGUUGGGAACUUGAGUUCGUUUCUGAUCUGCGACCCGGCGGAAAACCGUGUACAGAAGUGACAUCCGCUCCACGAUAUACUGAUUGUCUCCAACGUCGACUCGGUCUCCGACAUCGAAUGGGUGCUUGACGAAGAGAAAGAUGCAUGAACCCAGAACCUCCUGAGCCGUGACCGAAAAGACGAAAGACAGCGAAAGCAGUGCGGUACCGGCCGUGGCAAGGGUGGUGGUAAAGUUCUUGUUGAGCCAAGCCACAAAGAUAAAGAUGGUAGCGAUGAAGACGACGGAGCAGAGCAGGUUGUCCAAUACGUGGAUUGCUUGGUCGACAUCGUGCAUGCUGUUGGCAAUGGCCUUGCGCUCCCGGCCGAAUUCCGUAAUUCGUAGAAUCAUCUCUUCGAGGGAGAUGUCACCGUUGCAAUCGACAUCUAGAAUCUCAAAGGCCUCAUGUGCCUCCUCCUCGUGCGAUUCGCCUAGUACGUCGAUGAUGUCUUCCAGGUAAAGCGCUUCUCGACCUUCAAGCACAAAUGACAUCCAUAAGCGUCGGGCAAGUGCUUCGGCCGAAUGCUUCUUCUCCAGAGCUUGGACGACAACGGAAUGCGAAGCAGUGGGAUUGAAGACUUGCUUUCCGGUAAUCUCCUGCGCCACGUUGCCGAAAGCUGAGGUGACCUUAUCGCCUAUUCGCGCAACAUUCUGAAUGAGUCUCAUGGGCGUGGCCGAACCCGAUCUCUUGUGACCAUUGAAUAAACUGUUGCGCUUGCUGGUAAGGGCCGCCAGAUCAAGCACAUUGUUGAUCAGGUAAUCCUCCUCGGCGAACUCGCGACAAUACAUCGGGAAGAGCUGUCGAGAGGCGUCAUACAGCAAGGUGACAAGAUAAACGUGACGCUUAGACUCUUUGAUCCUGUCAUAGAACUGCUUGCGGUGGUAGCUGAUGGAAAGCAGUUGGAUGAACAGUUUUUCGCACAGAAGCAGCAGGGUCGAGAAGACGCAUGCAAAGAGGAUGUUCUUGACCACCGACUCCCAAUCUUUCAAACUUGUCUCGCCCCUGGCUCUCUGGUCGGGAUUGAGAGUCAUGAUGGGCACAAAGGUGGUGAGAGAACAGAUCGACCAUCCCACCAGCGACAGAGGUAUUUCGAGAGCUCUCAAGAGGAGCGCAUACUUUCUGGUUCCCGUGCUGACCACUCCUGUGAAAUAUUGGAACAGAUAGGGCAGAAACCGGGCCAACACUUUCGAUGCCCAUAGCGAUAUCCAGACGACCUCAAUCCAGCUGAAGAACCAAACAAUUUUGACACCGCCGAUUCUUGCUCCUUCUGCGACCGUGGCGCCGACGACGAUGGGCACUGCAAUGGCGGCAGCAAGGGGUGCCACGUAGAUGAAAUAUCUCGUGACAACGGAGAAGUUGUAGAUUUUUCGGUAGAGUCUGCCAACAGCGUUCAAACCACCCUCGUCCUUGUCAUUGUUCCCUUCCACCUGCUGGUCCCGUCUCCUCCGUCUGCCUGCAGGGCCUCCUCUAAGGAAGUGAUGAGACUGCUUCUCGUCCAUUGGUUCGGGAGUGUCUGAACUCUGUGGUGCUGGUGCAGGUGUAAAGCCAUCCGGCUUGCGGGCGCCAGUACGACUGCCGGAGGUGCCGACCUUGGUCAGCGGGAUGUCGAUGGUAACGUCGUUAGGGUUGGAGGCCAUUUCCCUCGAUGUCUGAUGCCUCAGCGGUUGGAAUCCUUCUCUUGAGAAAUUUCUGUAAUGGCUAUAACUUCUCUGUGACAUUGCAGUCGGGUGAUGUCAGAGAGGGUCAGGGCGACGCGGAACAGACUGUGUGGGUAGUGAAGCCCCAAAUAAAUAAUCGGGCCCUGUGCACAACUCGGUCUACGGGUAACUGGAGAUGUCUCCCUGCGUUCCCACAAGAUCCUCUGCCGGAGAGGAGUGUGCUUACGUGGAGGGCAAAUAGAUUCCGCGGAGGAUUGCCCCGAGUCACACCAGGUAGUCCUGUGCAAUAUCUCUCACAAUGGACUUUGUGAGUUGCGGUGUGACAAAGGGCUCAACGAACGUGGUUAGAUGGAUCAGUGAAGCGUGGUAUUGGAAAAAAGGCGGGCAAAAGAAAACAAGCGAGAGACUGUGAAUAAUUGAGGACAAAGCAGGAAUACUGAACUCGAAGUGAAAUUGAAAGACAAGCGGAUGAUGAGGAAUACUAGUACUGUUUGUGUGAGCUGUCGUGAGCGUGAUUCAAGAAGCAUCUAUGCAGAUGAGGUUCCUAAGGAUUUUCUUAUGCAUGCAACAUGCCCCGAGCCUCCAAUCACGCCCCCAGUCC
Messenger RNA from Exophiala dermatitidis NIH/UT8656, 5466 nucleotides. RefSeq lists its product as uncharacterized. The record is from RefSeq and is a predicted model, not a curated record. The coding region runs from base 833 to 1384 and encodes 183 amino acids. NCBI's taxonomy places the organism in Eukaryota, Fungi, Ascomycota, Eurotiomycetes, Chaetothyriales, Herpotrichiellaceae. The transcript has a single exon.